Messenger RNA from Myxocyprinus asiaticus (Chinese sucker), 1499 nucleotides. Its product is annotated as protein FAM177A1-like. NCBI's taxonomy places the organism in Eukaryota, Metazoa, Chordata, Actinopteri, Cypriniformes, Catostomidae. The record is from RefSeq and is a predicted model, not a curated record. The transcript has 5 exons. Bases 83 to 697 code for a protein of 204 amino acids.
ACGUCACGUCCUGUUUGGCGCCGCGAGGAGGAAAUGCUUGAGUGAGCUUGAAGAAGGAAACGGGGAGAGGUUUGAAGAAGACAUGGCUGAACUGUCACUGUAUCUGACAAACGUCAACGUGUCUCUAGGGCAAACUAUGGACACAGAGAAGAACUCUACUGUCGUAAAAGAGUUUGAAAGUGUGGAACUUGGAGAUCUGGGGAAAAAGCAGCCAAAGAUUCCUCGCAGAACAAUCUACUUCGCGAGUGGUGAAACCAUGGAGGAGUUCAGUACAGAUGAGGAGGAGGAGGAAGAACCAGAGAAAAAGAACACUUUAAGUACAGUAGAUCCGGCAAAGUUGACCUGGGGUCCAUACUUCUGGUUCCAAAUGUGGAGAAUGGCUACCUCUACCAUCUCAGUUUGUGACUAUCUUGGUGAAAGAAUGGCCUCACUGCUUGGAAUCACAACACCAAAAUAUCAGUAUGCAAUUGAUGAGUACUACAGGAUGAAGAAGGAGGAGGAAGAGGAAGAAGAAGAGAACCGGCUCUCUGAGGAGGCGGAGCGGCAUUUUGACGAGCAGCACAAUCAGGAGGGCCAGCAGCCAAAGAUUGAGCAGCCAGAGGCAACUGCUUCCUUUGUGAAUGUGACCUUUGAACUUGAACAGGAAUCCCAUACAACACCUGAUGCUAAUAAAGUGCCUGCCCCCAUUCCCUCCUAAAAUGCUGUUCAAUCGAUUGAAAUUCAAAAUUGGACUAUGUAACCCUAUUUACUGUAAACAUAAGUACAAGGUUUGCUUGAUUUAAUUUUUUGGGAAGUUUAUCAUAUAUGAUGCUAAAUUUGAACAUGAAGGUACAUGUUGUGUAUGCAUAGCUGACAAUAGUUCUGCUUUGAAUGCAAAACUAUUUUAAUCAUUUAUAAAGCCCUACGUUAAACCUUUCAGUAUGUAAGUAGAAAGUACCAGUAGCUUAUAAAAAAUAUCCCCAUUACAACAAUUCAUUGUACAUUUUUUCUAAUUAUAAACACCUAAAAAGCCUACUAAACACUAUAACAACUGCAUGGAUCUCCAAUCUCUAAGGUACUGUCAAAUAGUAGAUAUUAAUUAUAACAUUAGUCAUUUACUAAGUUACUGAUUACACUGAGUAUUUGAAAGAAAUGUCAGUGGUCAGAUAAGAAAAUGCACUUAAAUCAUGCAUUGUAUUUUUAGAUCUUACAACAUUUCAUCUGAGAGAACAGAUAUUUUUAUUUUUCAACCAAAUGUCCUUUUUAUUUUGAACAAUAUUUUUGGUGUGUAUGUGAAUAUGUGCUCUACCUAUGGCAAAAAUUUGAGUUAAAGUUUGUCUGCUCUCACACGAAUGGAAAUGCAUUUCAUUUUGCGUAUGUUUAUUUAUUUGUGUACAAUGUUUUUUUGUUUUGUUUUUUUUUUGUAGGUGAAAAAAUACAUCUACUUUUCUAUAUAAAUGUACGUGAAAUAAUACAGCUUGUUUUGUAACAUAUUACUUAAUAAACACUUCAAAAUACAA